GAAAAUGAAGAAAAAAACACUCUUAAAGAUGGAUGAGAUUCGACAUGUGUUAACUGAACGUGAUAUUUUAACGGCUACUUCUAAAUCAGAUUGGCUAGUUAAAUUACUCUAUGCAUUUCAAGACCCUGCUCAUAUUUAUCUCGCUAUGGAAUUCGUACCAGGUGGUGAUGUAAGAACUUUAUUGAACAAUUCAGGUGUAUUGAAAGAAGAACAUGCAAGAUUCUAUUCAGCAGAAAUGUUUAUCGCUGUAGAUGCCUUACAUAAGUUAGGAUACAUUCAUCGAGAUCUUAAACCUGAAAACUUUCUCAUCGAUUCAACUGGACAUAUCAAACUUACCGACUUUGGUCUUGCUGCUGGUUCUCUUAACCCUGGUAAGAUUGAAAGUUUAAAACAUAGGUUAGAUGAAGCCAAGGAAGAAGAUUUACAACUCUGGCGUUCGACUGUGGAGAUGAAAACGGUUUAUAAGACUAUGAGACUUCAAGAACCUAGAUAUGCUGACUCGAUCGUCGGUAGUCCGGAUUAUAUGGCCAUUGAAGUUCUCAAAGGUCAAAGUUAUAGUUUCUCAGUCGACUAUUGGUCAUUAGGUUGUAUCUUAUUCGAAUUCUUAUCAGGUUAUGCUCCAUUCGCUGGAGCUUCUCCAGAAGAAACUUGGGCGAACUUGAAGAAUUGGUCUAGAGCUUUAAGACGUCCUCAUUAUGAUCGAGCAGAAGAUUUGAUCUUUAAUCUUUCAGAUCCAGCUUGGUCUGCGAUUGCUGCUUUGAUUAAUUCAAGAGAUAAGAGAUUAGCUUCACUUGAAGCUGUUCGUAGUUUACAAUUCUUUAAUGGAACCAAUUGGGAUGAUAUGAGAAAGACACCUGCUCCAUUUGUUCCUGCUCUAGAUUCUGAAAUCGAUGCUGGUUAUUUCGAUGAUUUUGGGAACCCAGAAGAGAUGAAAAAGUAUGGAGAAGUCUUUGAAAAGGCUAGAGCAGUAGAAGCCGUCAAAGAAAAGGAUGAGAAAUUCGGUAGAGGGGUUUGGGUAGGAUUUACAUUUAAAGGUGGAAAGACUGCUGAGAUGUUAAGAGGAUUUGAUGGGAUGAUGAACAAUGGAAAGGGUGAGGAUGGAGUUUUGGAGUGUAUGUUUUGAAGGAUCAAUUCAGGAGAUAUAUAUAUAUAUAAAACUGGUACUUUUUUUUGCGUCCUUUCUUUUUCUUUCUUUUGGUUCUGUAUUUGAUUCUCUAGCUACAUCCCUCUGUAUAUUUGUCGAUUAUCUUUUUGGCUUCCCUUCCUUAUGCUUAGUCUCAUGUUUCUUUUCUAUCUUUAAUAGAUUCCGUUGAGGUGAUUUGUGUGUUUGUUUGUGUGAUAUGUAUGUUUUUGCCUUCUUUUACAUUUGCUGGCCUAUUUACUCUUUAUAAUAUCUUUGAGUGUUUUUUUGUGUAGUUUUUCUUUUUCUUUUGAUCUUCUUUUUCUUUAGGACAAACAUGCAAAGUCUGGUUCG
Melampsora larici-populina 98AG31 is the source of this 1474-nucleotide messenger RNA. RefSeq lists its product as uncharacterized. Gene Ontology annotation, cellular component: spindle pole body. Gene Ontology annotation, molecular function: protein serine/threonine kinase activity; ATP binding. The record is from RefSeq and is a predicted model, not a curated record. The coding region runs from base 5 to 1123 and encodes 372 amino acids. Gene Ontology annotation, biological process: peptidyl-serine phosphorylation; intracellular signal transduction. NCBI's taxonomy places the organism in Eukaryota, Fungi, Basidiomycota, Pucciniomycetes, Pucciniales, Melampsoraceae. The transcript is spliced from 3 exons.